UUAAACCCUUCUCUCUCUGUUACAAAAAAGAUAAACCCCUCUUUCUUCACACACUGACACAGUCACAACACACUGAGAUGCUUUCAGUACCGUUCUCCUACGUGAAGCUUCCUCGAAUCAGCACAAUUGUAAAAUUGGGUCUCCGAAACCCACGAAACGUUUCGCUCUACUCGACCUCAACCGCGCCAACCCUAGUAAGAAAGCCCUGGAAUCCCUCGCUGACCGAUCUCUACCGUCGGAUUUCGCCCGUAGGAAACCCCAGGCUCACGAUCGUGCCGAUACUCGACCAGUGGAUCGCAGAAGGAAAAACCGUCACCAGAGAACCACUCCUCUCCAUUAUCAAGGAGCUCAGAUAUUACAAACGAUAUGUUCACGCCCUUGAGGUAUCUAUGUGGAUGACUGACAAAAGGUACUUUGACCUUUCGUUCCGUGAUGUUGCCAUCCGACUAGACUUGAUUGCAAAAGUUCAUGGGAUAGAAGAAGUCGAGAAUUUUUUUAAUAAUAUUCCAGUAAAAUUAAAAGUUCUUGAGGUUUAUAGUGCUCUUCUCAACUGCUAUGCCUAUGUAAAAAAUGUGGAGAAAGCAGAGGCUGUUAUGCAGAAGAUGAAAGAUUUGGGAUUGGAUAAGACCGUAGUGGCUUACAAUGUUUUGCUUAAUCUCUAUCAUAAGACUGGAAAUCACGAGAAGCUUGAUGCUCUGAUGCACGAAAUGGAAGAAAAGGGCUUCAAUUUUGACAGAUAUACAUUUGGCAUCAGGCUCAGUGCGUAUGCAGCUGCUUCUGAUGUGGAGGGAAUUGAUAAGAUUCUAAGAAAGAUGGAAUCUAAUCCCAGUGGUGUUUUGGAUUGGACCAGUUAUGCUGUUGCGGCAAGCGGGUACACAAAAACUGGGCUUGUGGAAAAGGCUUUGGAAAUGCUCAAGAAAUCAGAGGGAUUGGUAACUUCCAAAAGAAGAGGUAAUGCAUUUAAUUUCCUUCUCACACAAUACGCAGCAAUAGGAAAGAAAGAUGAAGUGUUAAGACUCUGGGAAUUAUACAAGAAGAAGGAGAAGAAGAUAUACAGUAAGGGCUAUAUGAGUGUCAUAACCUCGCUGUUGAAGUUUGAUGACAUUGAUAGUGCUGAGAAGAUAUUUAAUGAGUGGGAUUCCAGACAGUUAAACUAUGAUAUUCGGGUUCCAAACUACCUAAUGGGUGCUUUUUGCAGAAAAGGUCUUAUGGAGAAGGCUGAAACCCUUGUAAACCGGGUAAUGGUGAAAGGAGGUAGGCCUAAUGCAAGGAUGAACUAUUUUUUGGCGACAGGUUACCUUCAGAUAAAUCAAUAUGAAAAGGGAGUCGAAGCGAUGAAGAAAGCAAUUUUGGUCUGUGGGCCUUGGUGGAAGCCAAGUGAAAAAAGUUUGGCUGCCUGUCUGGAGUACUUGAAAACCAAAGGAGAUGUGGAGGCGGCAGAGGAACUCAUUAGAUUACUCAGGGAUAAGAACAUUGUCUCUGUAGAUAUUUAUGACAGACUGGUGAAUUAUAUUAAAGAUAGUGAAUCAAGCUUGCCUGCUCUGGAUGAGAUGGGAGGGGAUGCUUCAAUUGGAAAUGGAGAAACAAUUGGAUUUUCGGAGUUCAAGGAGGACAGAGGCAAUUAUAUACCAAGUAGCAGGAACAUGUCCGAUGCAAAUUCAGAAAACUACUGAAACUUUUGGAAGCAUGUUGGCAAAGUGGUGAUGCAGGAGCAUGUAAGCCCAAAGCAAAGAAGGUCCCUCGGUCCAUUAGCUAUCUCAGAACCAGUUUUUAUUGAUAUGUUAUGCUUUAUAUUAUGAUGUUUUAAAAAAUGUUGGGGGUAUUAAAGUUUUUACUGCAACUCCUUGCAAACUCACGUGACAGCUCACAUUUUAAGAAAAUGAGUGUCACUUGAACUCUAUGUGGCAAUCCACAUUUUAGUGGCUGACGUAAUAUUAUCACGUGGACUACCACACUAGUUUGCAAAUGUGGUAAAUAUCAUGUAGACUAUCACGUGACAGUCCACGUUUUAAUAGCUAACGUGGUAAGUGUGACGUGUAUUAUCACGUCGGUUUGGAAAGGAGCUAGCAAAAGUUGCGGUACCUAGUAAAACUCAAGGGCUAGGAUUAUAGGAUUAGUAGAAGCUAUUAUAAAUAGUCUAUUUUGAGUCAUUGAAGGCACCAUUUUCUUUUCUAAUAUAUGAAAUUUCAAAUUUGAGUUCUUUGA
This is a messenger RNA of Alnus glutinosa, 2205 nucleotides long. Its product is annotated as pentatricopeptide repeat-containing protein At2g20710, mitochondrial. The transcript is spliced from 2 exons. Gene Ontology annotation, cellular component: mitochondrion. Gene Ontology annotation, molecular function: protein binding. Bases 78 to 1673 code for a protein of 531 amino acids. Lineage: Eukaryota; Viridiplantae; Streptophyta; Magnoliopsida; Fagales; Betulaceae. The record is from RefSeq and is a predicted model, not a curated record.